CUCAAAAAACACCAGCGCAUUCACACUGGAGAGAAACUGUAUCAGUGCUCACAGUGUGGAAAGAGUUUUAAUCAACAGGGUAAUCUCAAAAUACACCAGCGCAUUCACACUGGAAAGAAACCGUAUCAGUGCUCACAGUGUGAAAAGAGUUUUAAUACAAAGAGUGAGCUUAAAAUACACCAGCGCAUUCACACUGGAGAGAAACCGUAUCAGUGCUCACAGUGUGGAAAGAGUUUUAAUCAACAGGGUAAUCUCAAAAUACACCAGCGCAUUCACACUGGAGAGAAACCAUAUCAGUGCUCACAGUGUGGGAAUAGUUUUAUUACACAGGGUAAUCUCAAAAUACACCAGCGCAUUCACACUGGAGAGAAACCGUGUCAGUACUCACAGUGUGGAAAGAGUUUUAAUACAAAGAGUGAGCUUAAAAUACACCAGCGCAUUCACACUAGAGAAAAACCGUAUCAGUGCUCACAGUGUGGAAAGAAUUUUAAUCAACAGGGUAAUCUCAAAAUACACCAGCGCAUUCACACUGGAGAGAAACCAUAUCAGUGCUCACAGUGUGGGAAGAGUUUUAUUACACAUGGUAAUCUCAAAAUACACCAGCGCAUUCACACUGGAGAGAAACCAUAUCAGUGCUCACUGUGUGGGAAGAGUUUUAUUACAAAGAGUGAGCUUAAAAUACACCAGCGCGUUCACACUGGAGAGAAACCGUAUCAGUGUUCACAGUGUGGGAAGAGUUUUAAUGAACAGCGUAUUCUGAAAAGACACCAGCGCAUUCACACUGGAGAGAAACUGUAUCAGUGCUCACAGUGUGGAAAGAGUUUUAUUACAAAGAGUGAGCUUAAAGUACACCAGCGCGUUCACACUGGAGAGAAACCGUAUCAGUGCUCACAGUGUGGAAAGAGUUUUGUUACACAGAGUAAUCUCAAAACACACCAGCGCAUUCACACUGGAGAGAAACCGAAUCAGUGCUCACAGUGUGGAAAGAGUUUUAAUGGACAUAAUCAUCUGAAAAGACACCAGCGCGUUCACACUGGAGAGAAACCGUAUCAGUGCUCACAGUGUGGAAAGAGUUUUAUUACACAGAGUAAUCUCAAAACACACCAGCGCAUUCACACUGGAGAGAAACCGAAUCAGUGCUCACAGUGUGGAAAGAGUUUUAAUGGACAGAAUCAUCUGAAAAGACACCAGCGCAUUCACACUGGAGAGAAACUGUAUCAGUGCUCACAGUGUGGAAAGAGUUUUAUUACAAAGAGUGAGCUUAAAGUACACCAGCGCGUUCACACUGGAGAGAAACCGUAUCAGUGCUCACAGUGUGGAAAGAGUUUUAUUACACAGAGUAAUCUCAAAACACACCAGCGCAUUCACACUGGAGAGAAACCGAAUCAGUGCUCACAGUGUGGAAAGAGUUUUAAUGGACAGAAUCAUCUGAAAAGACACCAGCGCGUUCACACUGGAGAGAAACCGUAUCAGUGCUCACAGUGUGGAAAGAGUUUUAAUGAACAGAGUAAACUCAAAAGACACCAGCGCGUUCACACUAGAGAGAAACCGUAUUAGUGCUCACAGUGUGAGAAGUGUUUUAACAUACAGGAAUCUCUUAAAAACCACCAGCGCAUUCACACUGGAGAAAAACCAUAUCAGUGCUUACAGUGUGAGAAGAGUUUUAAUCAACUGGGUAAUCUCAAAAAAACACCAGCGCAUUCACAUUUUACAGAAAUGAUGCUCACAAUGUUGGAGCUGCUUUGCUCAUUUAUCAGCACUUAGACACAAGUGUGACUCAUCAGAUUGUACCAAACAAGCUAAAAUAUAAAAAUAUAAAAUAUAGUGAGUGAGUGUUGGGGAGAAAUGGUUAGCAAUGAAUGAAUUAUACUGUGUAAUAUAUGUAUAUCUUUAAGUUAAACUAUUACCUGGAAAUAAUGUGAUUAUGUAUAGUGGAGUGAAUGGUGGGUAGAACCAGGAGGUUUAGAGCCUGAUGUAAGUGAAUGCUAUCAGUUAAUAGUGGAAGUGAAUUGAAAAAAAGGUAUUGAAUCAGCUAGCAUAUAUUGGUCUUAGUGAUACUGUGCUUGUUUGGUUUUCUUCAUACAUUUCUAGACGUGUACUAGUGGUAUCCCUCAGGGCUCUGUCUUGGGGCCUCUACUUUUUAUAAUUUACCUGCUUCCCAUUGGACGUAUCUUUAGGAAAUACAACAUUCAAUUUUAUUGUUAUGCAGACGACACCGAGCUAUACCUGUCCACUGUGCUCACGGCUACUCUUCCUCCUCCAUCUCUCUCUGAUUGUCUAAUAGAAUUAAGAACAUGGUUCUCUUACAAUUUUCUCACAUUAAAUGCUGAUAAAACUGAAAUGCUUCUUAUAGGUAGAAAAUCUCCUCUCUCUAAAUCUAACAAAUUCUCAGUGAUGAUGAAGAACUCGGUCGUCUCUCCUUCCACUCACAAUCUUUCAUUUCAUGCACAUAUUAACAAUAUCACACAAUCCGCUUAUUUCCAUUUACGUAACAUUAAUCGUCUACGUCCAUUCCUUUCUCCUAGAAGUGCUGAUGUUCUUGUUCAUGCCCUGGUCACAUCUUGAAUUGAUUAUUGUAUCUCUCUCUUUUUUGAUCUACCUCAUAUGGGAGCUAGAGCUUUUAGCUACUCUGCCCCACAUCUCUUGAACUCUCUCCCUCCUGACAUUCGCACCAUUAAUUCAAUCCCUAGUUUCAAAACAUAUUAAAAUGUAUUUCGCAUUAAACUCGCCUACCCUUAAUCUGUGUAAUUAAUUAUGUACUGAUGUUUUGUAUUGUAAGAUGUCCUUGAGUGUUUUGAAAGGAGCCCAUGAAUAAAAUGUAUUAUUAUUAUUAUUAUUAUUAUUAUAUGUUGGCACAGAUGUUACUUCUACUUGUUUUUCACACAUUUUCAUAGUUUGGCUUAUACAGAGGUGGAAAGUAACGAAUUACAUUUGGUUGUGUUACUGUAAUUGAGUAGUUUUUUGUGUACUUGUGCUUUUUAAAGUAGAUUUUACAACCUGUAAUUUUACUUUUACUUAAAUAUGUUUUGUAUUAAGAUUUGUAAUUUGUUACAUUUUAAAUAACUUUUGUUACUGAGUAAAAAAACAAUAAAAAAAAA
Trichomycterus rosablanca is the source of this 3098-nucleotide messenger RNA. RefSeq names its product zinc finger protein 658B-like. Gene Ontology annotation, biological process: regulation of transcription by RNA polymerase II. Gene Ontology annotation, molecular function: DNA-binding transcription factor activity, RNA polymerase II-specific; RNA polymerase II transcription regulatory region sequence-specific DNA binding. The transcript has a single exon. The record is from RefSeq and is a predicted model, not a curated record. The annotation marks the transcript as partial. Gene Ontology annotation, cellular component: nucleus. NCBI's taxonomy places the organism in Eukaryota, Metazoa, Chordata, Actinopteri, Siluriformes, Trichomycteridae.